This is a messenger RNA of Closterium sp. Naga37s-1, 969 nucleotides long. The record is from the annotation of a GenBank genome assembly. NCBI's taxonomy places the organism in Eukaryota, Viridiplantae, Streptophyta, Zygnematophyceae, Desmidiales, Closteriaceae.
AUGGGAAAAAUGCGUAGGCCGGUCAUUCGCCUUUGGCGCAUCCUUUUCCAACCAGCCGCCAGUUGCUGCUGCAUCACGCUUCCCCCCUCCACCCCUUCCUCCCAUACCCCUCCCAUUCACUCCCCACCCCACACCACCCAUCUCCCUCUCCUCACACCCUUCCCUCCUCCAGAGCAUCACCAGUUCCUUGAUCUCUGCCUUCAGAGCCGCCAGGCGCUGCUGCAUCGGGCCGUUCUUUCCAUCAUGCCUCCCCCCACCACCCCUUCCUCCCAUUCCCCUCUCAACCUCCCACCUGAUUCCCAAGGUCCCUCUCCUCACACCCUUCACUCCUCCAGAGCCAUCACCAGUUCCUUGAUCUCUGCCUUCAGAGCCGCCAAGCGCUGCUGCAUCGGGCCAAUCUUAGCGUCAAUCUCCUUGGCAGGGGUCUUCUUCUCAUAUGCCUCCACUGCCACCGUGUGCUUCGCCACUGCCCUGUCUGAACGUUCCUUCUCCUUCGCUACCAGCGCUUGCACCUGGGGGAAGGCAGGGCGGGGGGGAGGAGCAGGGGAGAGUAGAGAGGAAGUGUGGGGGGAGAGGGAUGGAGGAAGACUUACAGUGCGCAGGGGAGCAGCAGGGACCUUGGAAAGAGCCUCGAUCUUCCCCACAACAGCAGCAAUCUCCCUCCCACUCUCCUUCAACUCAACAGGUCUCGACAUUCCUCCUGCUCGUCUUCGCCCCCGCCACAUCCCCGCUCCUCCCCAGCUUCAGCAGCCCCGCGUCCAGAGACUCGAUCUGGGCCGCACGAUCGGCCACGAGGCGCGAGAGCCGUUGGAUGAGAUCGAGGAAUUCCUCGUGGUGAAGCUUUGCGAGGUAAGCAGGGGCGGUCUUAGAGAUGGUGAGGUCGGAGUGAGUGUAGGCGAUGAAGAGGAGGAAGAGGAGGAAGAAGAAGAGGAUGAGGAGGAGGGGCUCCAUAAGGAGAGCCACCUUUGA